GCGAUACCUCGCUUGACAGUAACAUUGCUGUUGGCCGCUUGGCUGUACUUGGAUGUUCAGCAGUUUUCUUCCGUUUUUCCACGACUCCAGCCCAAUAGUCAGCACAAGAACCACCAGGAUGGUCUGCAGUGUGACGUCACUCCGACUAUUGGCCGUCCUGGCCUUGGCCCAGCUGGUCACUGGCUUCCUUGUCGGUCAUUCACCUGACCGGACAUUCCCGAAGCCGGGGAGGGGUGAUGAGGGUCUGUACCACUUCGCCGCUGUGGCUUCCAACGCUGACCCUUGCGCUGAGAUCGGAACGGAGCUCAUGGCUAAGAAGAGAGGGAGUGCUGUUGAUGCGGCCAUUGCUAGCAUGUUAUGUGUGGGAGUGACAAGAUUCCAGAGCAGUGGACUUGGUGGUGGUCAUUUCUCGACAAUCUACGACAGAGCGUCCAGGAAAGUACACUCCAUCAUAGCCAGAACCAUGGCCCCGAGUGCAGCCAACUCAACGAUGUUCAUCAAUGAUACUGUCGGAGUAACACAGGGAGGUCGUUCAAUUGCUGUACCGGGAGAAAUUCUCGGUUUCUGGGAAGCUCACAAGCUACAGGGUCGUCUCCCUUGGCGAGACCUUUUCCAACCUGCGAUUAAACUUGCCACUGAAGGCUUCCCAGUUGAGCCAUCUACAGCCGCUGCCAUCCAAAGUAAAAUACCCUCAGGGAUAUUUGACACGUUUCCCACUCUCAAAGCCAUCGUGACGAACCCAAUCACAGGCACCUGGUACAAGGAAGGGGAGAUGAUCCGGCGUCCCAAGCUGGCACGGACUUUACAGAGAAUCGCUGAUGGUGGCGCAGCUGAGUUCUACAAUGGAAGUCUAGCUGAUGACAUUGUCAAGGAGAUACAGGGGGCAGGGGGUAUCAUCACCAAGCAGGACCUGGCUGACUUUUAUGCUGACGUCACAUCACCUUUGUCUCUGGCUCUGAACGGAGGACUGACCAUCUACUCACCACCAUUGCCUUCCAGUGGCGUCAUCGCUCAGAACAUUCUAAACAUCCUCUCGG
Molecule: messenger RNA, 1037 nt
Organism: Aplysia californica (California sea hare)
Lineage: Eukaryota; Metazoa; Mollusca; Gastropoda; Aplysiida; Aplysiidae
Product: glutathione hydrolase 1 proenzyme
Biological process (GO): glutathione catabolic process
Cellular component (GO): plasma membrane
Molecular function (GO): glutathione gamma-glutamate hydrolase
Source: RefSeq, a predicted model, not a curated record